This is a messenger RNA of Penicillium brevicompactum, 1932 nucleotides long. Its product is annotated as Hsp70 family protein. The record is from RefSeq and is a predicted model, not a curated record. Lineage: Eukaryota; Fungi; Ascomycota; Eurotiomycetes; Eurotiales; Aspergillaceae. Gene Ontology annotation, molecular function: ATP binding; ATP-dependent protein folding chaperone. The transcript has 6 exons. The coding region runs from base 1 to 1932 and encodes 643 amino acids.
AUGACUGACCAACCCGCAGGCUUGUACCUUGGAAUUGACCUUGGGACAACCACCAUCACUGUGAGCUGGCAAUGGUCCAACAGCGAGCUGAAGCAUCUUCUGAAAUUCAACUCACCCUACACUGAAAAAACCAACGAGGAGCUGGACGCAACCCUAGCCCGUUCGCGGAACAACUGGUAUUAUGGGCUGGAUGUGCGGUACCUAUCCGAUGUCAUCACUUUUGAAAAUAUCAAGCUGGGGAUCAUUGGUCAGGAGCCAUAUACAAACUUACUGAAGGAGUCCUUUCGUGCGGCAAAUCAGAAACAUCGCGUGACCGAGACCCCAGUCACACUAUUCCGGAACCUUUAUUUGCACAUCUUGGACACCCUUGCAGCUCAAUUCCUCGAUCCGAAUGAAAGCCAGAGCCACUGCGGUGAUCGGAAUUUCAGUGAGAUUCAAAAGCACUGCUGGGUGACGUAUCCGGUGAGGCACAGUGAAUCGCUGAAGAUCACGCUCGUCGAAGCCGCGCUUGCAGCGGGGUUCGAUGGAGUCAAUGGAGUCUCAGAGUCCUUGGCAGCGGCCUGUUUUGUGGCAUUUCACGCCAAGCACGCCAUCUCUUCUUCCAGGACCAUGUUGAUUAUUGAUUGCGGUGGUGGAAGCACGGAUGCUGCCACCGUAUACAUAGACGGCGACGGACGAAUUAAGCAAGCGUGCCCUACAGAUGGGUUUAAUGGAGGAGGACACAUGAUCAAUCAUGUCGCACGCGACUGGCUGCAGGACAAGUAUCCAAAUAAUGAUUAUUUGCGGGACGACAAACGGUGGAUGGGGAUCUCGUCCCAGUUCGAAGGAUGUAAACGAGUCUUUGACGGCACAUCAUCGGUCAAAGUGGAUGUGAUGGGUGAUUUCAUUUCAAUAGAUUGUGCCGAAAUGGCCAAUUUCUUUCAGCCUUUGAUAUCAAAUAUCUUGGACCUCUUUCACAAGCAAUAUCAGAAUGCCGAGGAGAACGGCCAUGCAGUCGGCGACUUUGUCCUUUGUGGUGGGCCUGCACGAAACCACUGGUUCGCCAAAACGAUCUUUGAUCUAAUUCAAAAAUCGCAGCCUGGAAUAACAUGUGCAGCGGAAGUUCUGGUAGGAACUGUGGCAAAUGGAGCACUUUCUUACGCCCGACGCCCUGUGACUGAGGGCCAACCUGCCGGACGAGGAAGCCACGUCGAACUUAUGAAGACCGUCUACCGAGACCGAACUGACCGAGCCAACCGCAUCGUUUCGUCCAAGGCAUACAGAACUACGCCGCAAUUUGAUCGCCGUCAGAUACGCGCUAAUGAUCGAAUUGAGUGGGAUUGUCGAAUUAUCUAUCCGCUGAAAGGGCUGCGGUCGCAUCUCCACUUUUUGGGAUGCAUAGAAGCGGAGAUCCCACAUGAAAUACUCUUUCCUGCGGGGAGUAGCCACGACAGAAAGGAAGCGUACUUUAUCGUAUCAAUCAAACCGGAGGGACAGCUGUUGAAGGUGGGUGUUUCACUCAAGCGAGAUGGCGAUACACCUUUGGUACUUCGAAAGUCAUACGUGCCCGCGGCCAGCUGGGCCCCUGAAUCGGAGUUGGACUUGGAGGGGAAACAGUAUGGUGACUCUAUGCCAUUCCCCCCGGGCGGAGUGAAUGGGGCCGGACGGAAACGGAAGCGAAGUGUACCAAAGGCGAUCCGCCCAUAUUCUCCCAGGCCAGUGCGGACGGCAAUGAAGCCCGGCCUACCGUCUGCUUCAUAUGUUCAUCCCACCGUGGCAGAAAAGAAGACAUUGCCGGCACGGUCCCUACGCACAACGUUGAGUUUCAACGCAUCUAGCGCUUCCGAGGCUGUGACACUACCCACUGUCGGAUUUUUAACACGCCCAGGUGAGUUUCAUCACUGUUUUCUUGCAUUCUGCAACCGGAUCUCUGAGCAGAUUCACUCAAAGUAG